AUGUCCAUAACGAGUGCGGUCGCCAACGCGCACGCCGCCGCCGCGGCCGGCGCAGGCAAGAAGGCGGCGCAGGUGCAGCUGCAGGCCGAGCUCGCCACCGACGACGAGUGGAACAAGUUCCUGCACAGAGAUGGACUGCUGGUUGUGGACGUGUAUACGGAGUGGUGUGGGCCGUGCAUCGGCAUGGUGGGCAACCUCAAGAAGAUCAAGGUGGAGAUUGGUGGCGACAAUCUACAUUUAGCUGUGGCAAAAGCGGAUACAAUAGAAUGCCUGAAGAGAUUCAGAAACAGAAGUGAACCGACCUGGAUGUUCCUAGCAGGUGGUCAACUAAUGAACGUGGUGUUCGGCGCAGACGCUCCUCGGUUGGCGCGCACCAUCGUCGAGGAGUUGAAGAACGAGGAGCUGGUGAAGAAGGGGGAGAAGGAACGUGUUCAGCGCGCGCCCCAUGAGUUGACUCCACCAGAACAGGAGGUAGCGCUCGCUCAAGAGAAGCUCCUCCAAGAGCGUCGCGAGAAGGAAGCGUCCGCAGCCGAGGCUUCGCGCCUCGCGAGGCGAGAGAAGCGCGCCGCGCGCCUCGAGACGCACUUCGCGGACAUCUGCCCGGGACUCAUGAUGCCGCAUGCGCAGAAGAACCUCAGGAGGAUCUCCGAUAGCCUGGAGCCUUUCGGUGUGUUAGUGGCCGACAAAUGCCCAGUGGUAGUGGGCAAGGAUGGGGCAAGGAUCCUCGCGAUGGAGGACCCAGAGUUCGCGCACCCGGAGGCUGCGGCCGCUCUCGCUGAGAGACCAGCACUUGCUUUGCUACUCAAGAAAAUGCCGGACAAAGAAGGAAACGUUAUUGAGUUAGUACGCAGAGCCCUUUAUGGGGAAGGUACGGAAGCAGAAGAGGGUGAAGCCAAAAAAACAGUAGCUGACGAACUGAAGGCUAACGACGUGCCAGGGCUAUUCGUGCCAGCCGACCGACAUCAAAGAGCGUCUAUACUAGACCUAUUAUUUCCCAAGAUGGUAGGAGGUCUGGUUCAACCCCCAACACCACCAGAACCACCGCACAUCGCAAUGAUAUUCGGAGCAUGGCAGCGCCGCGCCGUCCUCCAAAUCGCGGCAACACCGAAACUGGCUCCCAGGCUCCUGCGCUACGGGUUCUUCGCUGACGCCAACAUACAAGAGCCCAAGCUCUUGUGUAAGACUCUUGAAAAGUAUGAGGAAAGGCCUGAGAAAGACUAUUCAGAAACCAUAGUCCUCAUGGUGGCAGUUGGAGUCGCAGAACCUCUACUGGUGGACCCCAAGGACAUCCCCCCCAAUGGCCCUCCCGACGAGCUGCUGACCUUGGGGCCACUCCACGUCAGUGAGGACACCGUAGUGGGAGCUGAAGAGUGCGGGAGAUUCUUCCCGCCAGGGUACAGCGUGCCGGAGCAGAAACCACGACCAAAGUCCAAGAAGAAAAAGAAGAAGCGUCAAGAAACCAAAGACGAAGUGGAACAAGGCGCAACCACGGAAGCGCCUGAGGCCGUCGAAGACGCGGAGGCCGGCGGGGAGGGGGAUGCCGAAGGGGAGGGAGAGGGGGAGGAGAACGGCGACGGCGAGGGCGACGCGGAGGGCGAAGGCGACGGCGAGGGGGAUGACGAGGAAGACGACACGCACGUGGAUAAGGCGACCUCCCCGCCGCCUGUGACGACAUAGAAUAUUUUAUUCAAGAACAGCCUGAACCUAGGUACAUCUACGGUACCUAUAUG
Molecule: messenger RNA, 1730 nt
Organism: Maniola jurtina (meadow brown)
Lineage: Eukaryota; Metazoa; Arthropoda; Insecta; Lepidoptera; Nymphalidae
Product: thioredoxin domain-containing protein 3 homolog
Exons: 12
Coding region: 1-1677 (558 amino acids)
Source: RefSeq, a predicted model, not a curated record